UUUUCAUUACAUAACAAAAUGGCGGUCUCAGCUAAUGGCCGAACGUGGGCCGCGAGUGGUGAACGCAGUGGAAAAUCGGACGAUGACCUCUUAGUGUUCGGUUACUCGUGCAAACUGUUCAGGGACGACGAAAAGGCGAUGCAUAUUGACCGCGGCAAACAUUUGAUCCCAUGGAUGGGCGACGACAGCCUAAUGAUUGACAGGUACGAUGCAAGAGGCUACUUGCACAGCAUCCAUGAAUACGAGCCGAAGCCUGGAGCAGCGCUUCAGUACAUUGCCUCACUUACAGAAGAAGAGAAAGCCUUGGAAGAGCUGUGUGAAGAGGAGCGGUUCCUUGCACUCUUCAGAGACCUCCAUGAGGAAUCGAUCUACCAAGAGGAAGAGCUGAAGCGCCUCAACGUUGCCAUGAAUGCGGAUGGCACCUACAAGGAGACUGCCUUCUCUUACGACUCGGAGAGCUCUGCCCUGGAAUCGCAAGGUGCGCAAGAUGACAUUGAGGUACCAUUCAAGGCACCCAAGGGCCUUCACAUUCCAGUGUCAGUACCUACACCCCCCACCAUGAAGUUGCACGCCAUCAUUGAGAAGACAGCCCUGUUUGUGUCUCAGCACGGGGCCCAGAUGGAGAUCCUGGUGAAGACGAAGCAAGCGGGGAACCCCCAGUUCAGCUUCCUUUCCUUUGACCACCCGCUUAACGUCUACUACCGCUUCCUCGUCGAGCAGAUCAAGUGUGGCACCUACAUUCCCGUUGAAGAGUCAACUGGCAAUGAGGAGUCUGACGAUGAAGACGACCACUACCUCCACCCAAGCUUGUUUGCCACAUCAGCGCCAGCUGUGCCUGUUGCCGUUUCCAAGGUGUUUCUAUCCAAGGAAGGGGAGGAGAAUGCGUACUCACAGCUGAUCAAAAACCUCAAGCCACAGCUGGACAGCCCCUCCGGGGGCGCCUCACCAUGCCCUCCUCAGGAAGCGGCCAAUCAGGGCUCAGCGUAUGGCUACACUGAUGGCGCAGGCUAUGAAGGUUACGGAGCUCCUGAAGACUGUUCAGUGCCGCCCCCACCUCCAGGCCUGGAACCCAUUCUCCUGCCAUCACAAGCUGUGCUCACGGGCUAUGCGAUACCACCACCCCCAGAUGUGCAACCGAUCAUCGACAAGAUGGCUGUGUAUGUUGCCAAGAACGGCGAGGACUUCGAGACCAUCGUCAAGAGCAAAGGUGACAAGCGCUUUGAGUUCCUGCUGCCCGACCACGAGUACCACCAGUACUAUCUGCACAAGAAGCAGACGUACCUCAAUGAGCGAGCUCAGCAGCAACAAGAGGAGCAGCAACAGUCCCAGGAGCCAGGUGCCACUCAGGCUGAGUCGGAGGACAAGCCCAAGCCAGCUGAAGAUGAGGAGGAGACCGAAUCUGUUGCUGACGCCACGGAGUCAAUCGAGGAGCGCUAUGACGUGGUGGGCCCCAAGUUGGAGAAUGGGCUCAGCGUCGGGGAUGAGGGCAGCGUGGCAGAGUCCCGGUCGGACUCUCCCUUCUCGAACAUCGACAGCAACGACACAAAUUCCCAGCCAGCGCUGGUGACUCCUGGUGACAGACUUUACAACAAAGGUCCUGUGAGUUUUACACUGAAGCUUAAGGAUUUGGAAGGAAAGGAUAAGAAGCGGUUGCCACUUCAUGCUGAUGAAUCGGACUCGGAAGGGCCAGCUGAAGCUACAGCCCCAGCUGCACCAGCGGCACCGACUGCAACUACACCCACCGAGGAGUCAGCGAAGGUGGUGGAGAAAGCUGUCAGGGAUAAGAAUGCAGAGGGUGCAUCAUCAAAGGACCGGCUCUCCCCAGCUCGACAGCUGCAGAUGGAACGCAAGAAACGCCUUGCGAAAUUUCUUAGCAUGAUCAAGGACUCACAAGGUGUCAGUGCCGCGGGCUCUACCUCGGCAACGUCAGCUAGACAUCAGCACGAUGGCUCCAAAGGUUCCAGUGGCACUUCUACGCCUAAGGAACCCGCAAGCAGGCUUGCGGAUGUUUCACGAGCUCCGACCGACUCGCUUCCUGCUUCGCCUGCCACUAACACUGCGCGGGAGCGGAGCAAUGACAGGGCCACUUCACCGGAGGGAAUUUCUCCACGGCACAGGUUGCACAAAUCGUCGUCCAAGUCACGCCAUCGAUCACGAUCCCCCACCAGGCAUCGUCACCGCCACCACCGUCAUGGCAGGGAUGCCUCCCGGUCGCAGUCACGGGAAAGACACCAUCGCAAACAUCACCGGUCGCCACGGCAAGGAGCAUCUAAAAGGUCACAUAGUAAAAGCCCAUCCCCAGUGAGAAGAUCCAAAGCUAGGAGAUCAAGGUCAAGAAGUCCAGUAAGAAGAAAGUAGGAAAUAUUGUAGAAAUCUUGUACAUUAGUCCCACGGUUGUAAAUAAUACAUUUGCAAGCUAGCUAGUAUUUGCAUUGUUCAUUGUUUCAUUUGCUUAACAUGUGUGGUGACAAUUGGGAGCAAGAGAAUCAAGGGGCCCUGCAGUCUGGCUUGUAGUAUUUACUUGGUAACGUUCAAAGCCUGUUAAAACUGUAGUCUUGUAAAUGUCCUGGCCUUCCUAUGUGCUUCUGAAAUAUUAAGUUUAUUGUAAUUGGACCCAAAACUGCCUUUUGAUAUGGGUUAUGUCUCACUUCUAGAUUAAAAAUGGAGCAAACAUGAUUGGCUAAUGAUAAAGGCCAAGAACUAUUAGUGUGUGGAUUCUUUGAAUUUCUGCAUCAUGAACGUUGGCCAAUAAAGUAUGUUUGUGAAA
Molecule: messenger RNA, 2767 nt
Organism: Dermacentor albipictus
Lineage: Eukaryota; Metazoa; Arthropoda; Arachnida; Ixodida; Ixodidae
Gene: su(w[a])
Product: suppressor of white-apricot
Biological process (GO): mRNA 5'-splice site recognition; RNA processing
Molecular function (GO): RNA binding
Source: RefSeq, a predicted model, not a curated record